Messenger RNA from Penicillium chermesinum, 3270 nucleotides. Its product is annotated as histone deacetylase hosB. Lineage: Eukaryota; Fungi; Ascomycota; Eurotiomycetes; Eurotiales; Aspergillaceae. The record is from RefSeq and is a predicted model, not a curated record. The coding region runs from base 1 to 3270 and encodes 1089 amino acids. Gene Ontology annotation, molecular function: histone deacetylase activity. Gene Ontology annotation, cellular component: nucleus. The transcript has 3 exons.
AUGGAACCCUCCAAUCACUCGCACGAUCCUGCGCCUCCGUUCGCGCAGAACGCCCCGGCGACUAUGGUCCAAUCGUGCGAUCUCUCUGAAUCUUUGGAUCGUUUAUCGCUGGCAAAUGCAACAACAACCCCGCUGCCCAACUCGCCUUCUCUCCUGUCGCCCCAUGAAACCCCGAUGCAGCCUUCCAACCAGCUCCCCGUGCCGCGGCGUUCGCCCAGUUCCAGCUCUUUACGCGACGAGCGCCGCAAGUCAACACCUUCGACCCCCUCCCUCCAGAAGCGCAAGUCGUCUCCCAACUUACAAAAACGCGCCUCAAACGCAUCGCUGCGGGCUGUUUCCCAACCCCAUGGUCCUCCGUCGCCGCACCCAGAGUCGUCGCGCCGGCCCUCGUCCAACUUUGCGGGGUCCCCCACUGGCGCCGCGUCGCCCGCAAUGUUGCCACCGCGUCUUGCGGCUGCCCCUCCAGAGCCGCAAGCCCCCACGGCCGCGUCGAUUGCUGCAGAGCAUUUCCGAAAAGAAGUUGAGCACCACCAGUUGGUAGAUCCCCAGGCCAAAACCGUGGUAGUCGUUCACGAUGCCUGCUACGGGCAUCGCUUUUCGCGCCCACGCGCCUCGAAAUCCAUGCUGGCUUCGAUUGUAGAGAGACCGGAGCGCAUUCGGGCUUGCGUGGUAGGAGUGUCUGCUGCAUAUGCCCGCAUGGGUCGGCGACACUCAGGGGAGUCUUUUGCGCCGCAUCCUAAUCUCAACCUUGAUAUGCUACCUGCGCCCCCAUUCCGUAUGCAAAAGUCCUCGCGCGCGUUGUCGAUCAUGGAUGAGGUGGUGACAAAUGUACACCCAAAUGCUUGGAUGAUGGAUCUUCAUGCAAUGUGUGAGGUCGCUGAGUCGCGCUUAGCGCUGACCGGCAAAGAACUCGUCCGGCCUCGCAGCAAAGAAAACGAGGGCAUAAAAACAACCAGCCCCGAGCUGCAUUCUGGCGAUCUGUAUCUAUGCUCAGAGUCCUUGAAUGCCUUUCAAGGUGCGCUAGGUGGCGUCUGCGACGGGAUUGACGCUGUGUUUAGCCCUAGCCCGGCCACGCGGGCAUUUGUCUGCAUUCGCCCACCGGGUCAUCACUGCUCUGCCGACUUUCCUUCCGGGUUUUGCUGGAUCAAUAAUGUGCACGUCGGUAUAUCGUACGCGGCAAAGAUGCAUGGGCUUACUCACGCAGCCAUUCUGGAUUUUGAUCUACACCAUGGCGAUGGCUCUCAAGACAUCACAUGGGCUCAGAAUAGCAAAGCCUUGACCGCGUCCAAGAAUGCACCCGCUUACAAGAAAACGGCCAUCGGCUAUUACAGUCUCCAUGACAUCAACUCGUACCCUUGCGAGGGCGGUGACUUCGAUAAAGUCCGCAAUGCGAGUGUUUGCAUUGAUGGGGCCCAUGGCCAGUCGAUUUGGAACGUUCACCUGGAUACUUGGGAGACUGAGACCGAGUUCUGGAAGCUGUACAGGAACAAGUACACCAUCCUGAUAAACAAGGCGCGGGAUUUCCUUCGCAAUCAGACAAAGCGACUGGCGCAGACACCUAAUGGCCCGCCCCCGAAGGGAGCUAUUUUCCUCUCUGCGGGGUUUGAUGCAAGCGAGUGGGAGGGGACGGGGAUGCAACGGCACAAGGUCAACGUGCCGACGGAAUUCUACGCCAAAUUUACAGCUGAUGUGGUCCGCAUGUCGCAGGAAGAAGGUCUUGGGACCGACGGUCGUGUCAUCAGUGUUCUUGAGGGUGGCUACAGUGACCGAGCUCUGACAAGCGGUGUCUUGAGCCAUUUAGCUGGGCUGUCCAGCGCGGUAGCACAUACGCAUCCGACUUCUCAAGAUGCACCCAUUCCUCCUUCUCCCACGACAUCUCCCGUUGACACAUUGAAGCCUACUUUCAAGCCCCAUCCAGCCCAAGCGGACUAUGAUCCGGAAUGGUGGUCACCCACGCUUUUGGCCGAGUUGGAGGCCCUUGUGUCUCCUCCUAUAUUGAGCUCCAAGUCGACGCCAACCUUCCUCAAUUCCACCCGCUCAUUCUCGGCCAAGGUGGUCUCCACCCCCGCGCGUGACCGCAAAUCAUUUGGCUCUUAUUCUGGCAUUGCAAUCGACACAAGCCUGCCCCCGAUGCCAGAAGUUGGCUGGGCCACGGCAGCGCAUGAGCUUUCUAAAGUCCUUAUUCCCGAAACCCGUCAAACUACAAGCUGCAGGCCAGAGGAUCUCAAUGCCGAGGCGUCUCGCCAACGACGAGAGCGACAAGUUGCACUUGAUGGCGGUGUCAACCCUGCAAUCAUUCCUCCUCCCCCGCCAGCCCCCCCCGUCUACCGAGGAAAAGCGACAACUCCGUGUGAGAAAAGCCAAGUCACCUACGCCUUAUUCACCGCGACCUGCUACACCUCGACAGCAGGCGAUGCUCGGCGGAAGAGUGCCACGGCGGCAUCUAUGGCCGAUAUUACCAGCACUGCAGAUGCUGCAACACCGUCAAAGAGUACUCCUCGAUCUGCUUCCGCUACCGGUGCACGGAAGACCAGCGGUGGCUCACGCUCAGGCACGCCGAAGCGCUCGGCGAGCCCGAGGAAGACUGCUCCUCCGGUGCCCAAGGUCCCGCCUUCGUUUCUACCUUCAAAGUUGUCUGGUGAGGUACCCCAAACACCGACCGACGAUGUUGAGAACUUGACAACGGGCCUUCGCAAGAUUAAACUGGUCAUGCCGAGCCCAGAGGAGCAAGCUCUUCGAGAGCAGAAAGCUGCCGAAGAGCGCCAGCAGUCCUCAAAGUCAGCGAAAACGAAAUCGCCUGGGAGGACACCCCGGAAGGCAAACGGCUCCAGGGGUGCGCGUGCGAAAGCGACGCCUGAUAGCUCGCCACCUCCUCUCCCGGCCAUUUCUAUGGAUGGUGUUAUGGACACUGCCGUGAAACAAGAGCAGCCAGCACCGAACGCCGGGCCCUAUUCUCAGCCCCUCGCAUCUCCUUUUACCCCUGAGCCUGUACCGGGACAUGGUGAUGUUCCAAACUCAACCAGUCCCUUCGGCCAUCAACCAAAACCCCGCGUUUUUCCCUCCCACGUCUCCCCGCCUCAUACACCCGACAACCCCGAUCUCCCACAGCAGCACUCGAGCAUAUUCUCCCCUAAUACCUCUGCUGCCCAGACAAGAACCGGCCUUCCGGUCUUCACGUCGAGUAGUCCAAUUCCCUUUGCUCCACCUGAGACGCCUAAUAAUGCAGCCAGCCAGAAGCCUGGCGCUUCCCACCAAGCUCAGGGGAAUUAG